GUUUUCAUUUUUUCAAAGUUUUUGGAUACUGAAAUACAGGGGAAUCUUAUAAAAUGGUUUUACAAAAUUCAGGAAAAUUUAGACCAGAAAGACCUGAAAAAGCAGAACCAUCAAAUCAUGGUACGGAAACUGUGAAUAGGGAAGAAAGUUCAGAAUUUCGUCUUCGACAAGUCAUUGAAAAUGAAAAUAUUGAUCUUCAAUAUGGUUUUGAACACAUCAAGGAUCAUAAAGAACAAACAGGAUUUCUUCUCAACAUGCAUUCGACUGAAAUUCUUGAUGAAGAUAAAAGGCUAUGUGCUGCUGUUGAUUUUUAUUUUAUGGAAGAAGAUGGUACACGCUUCAAAGUAGCAUACCCAUUCAUGCCAUAUUUUUACAUUUUAACUAAGAGGGAACUGUUGCAAGAAGUUAUAGAAUUCUUAUCCAAAAAAUAUACUGGCACAAUAGCCCACAUAGAAAUGGUCAUUAAGGAGGAUUUGGAUUUGCCUAACCAUCUUAUUGGGCUGAAACAAAAGUAUAUUAAGUUGUCUUUUAUGAAUCAAACUGAUCUAAUAAAAGUAAGGAAAGAAAUCCUGAAAGUUGUCCGCAAAAAUAGACAAAGAGUUGAUGCAAAUUCUUAUUAUACAGAGAUGUUGACUAACUCCUUGACUAUUUCUGCCAAUGAUGUGGGUCAUCACAGUAAGAGAAAUACUGAUCAAAUGGAGAACAUCAUGGACAUCAGGGAAUAUGAUGUUCCAUACCAUGUUAGGGUAUCAAUUGAUCUGAAAAUAUUUUGUGGGUCAUGGUAUACUGUGAAGUCUAAGGGAAAAGAUGUGCCUCCUUCAAUCACACUAAGAAGUGAUAUUAUUGAACGCCCUGAGCCUAUUGUUUUAGCUUUUGACAUUGAAACAACUAAAUUACCCUUGAAAUUUCCUGAUUCAGCCACAGAUCAAAUAAUGAUGAUUUCAUAUAUGAUAGAUGGUUUGGGCUACCUGAUUACUAAUAGAGAAAUUAUAUCUGCUGACAUUGAAGAUUUUGAGUACACACCCAAACCUGAAUUUGAAGGCAGAUUUGUGAUAUUCAAUGAACCCAAUGAGAUGAGCCUAAUUCAGAAAUUCUUCAAUCACAUCCUUGAAGUCAGACCACACAUUUUUGUUACAUAUAAUGGUGAUUUUUUUGAUUGGCCAUUUAUUGAAGCCAGAGCUGCUUCUUAUGACUUGGAUAUGAAACAGAGUAUAGGGUUUUCUAGGAACAAAGAAGGCAUCUAUGUCUGCAGACCAGCUAUGCAUAUGGAUUGCCUAUGUUGGGUAAAAAGAGAUUCUUAUUUGCCUGUAGGAUCACAAAAUCUGAAAGCUGUUGCCAAAGCAAAACUGAGAUAUGACCCUGUAGAAUUAGACCCUGAAGAAAUGUGCCCACUGGCUGCUUCCCAACCUCAGGUCCUGUCAAACUAUUCAGUUUCUGAUGCAGUUGCCACCUACUACCUCUACAUGCAGUAUGUCCAUCCAUUUAUCUUUGCACUGUGUACCAUCAUUCCUUGUGAGCCAGAUGAAGUUCUCAGAAAGGGAUCAGGUACAUUGUGUGAAUCUCUCCUCAUGGUAGAGGCUUUCCACGCCAACAUUAUUUACCCUAAUAAAGAAGAAACCGAACUGAACAAACUCACCAGAGAUGGACAUGUACUCCAGCAAGAGACCUAUGUAGGGGGUCAUGUAGAAGCUCUCGAAGCGGGAGUUUUCAGAGCAGACAUACCUUGCCGCUUCAGGAUCGUUCCUGAAGCGAUAGAUAUGCUUGUGAGUCAGAUUCUCAAGACGUUGGAGCAUGCAAUCGUCAUAGAGGAAGGCGUUCCCAUGGACACUGUUACAAAUUUGGAAGAAGUCAGUGAGGAGAUUAAAGCGAAAUUAUUAGCUCUCAAGGAUCAACCAAUGAGAUUAGAGAGGCCACUGAUAUAUCAUUUAGAUGUUGGCGCCAUGUAUCCCAACAUCAUUUUAACCAAUAGAUUGCAACCAUGUGCCAUGGUUGAUGAAACCAUAUGUGCAGCUUGUGAUUUCAAUAGACCAGGUGCACAAUGUCAACGAAGUAUGGCCUGGAUGAUGAGAGAAGAAUAUAUGCCUGCGUCUAGAAAUGAGUACCACAGAAUUCAACAACAGCUUGAGACUGAGAAGUUUCCACCUCAAUAUCCUGGAGGACAGCCUAGAGCUUUCCAUCAACUAUCUAGACUAGAUCAGGCUGAGUUAGAGAAGAAAAGGUUGUCGAUUUAUUGUAGAAAAGUGUACAAGAAGUUGAAGUGUACCAGAAUUGAAGAGAGGAAUACAACCAUCUGCCAGAGAGAAAAUUCAUUCUAUGUUGAUACUGUUCGAGCUUUCAGGGACAGAAGAUAUGAAUAUAAGGGUUUAUCAAAAAAAGCAAAGCAAGCGGUUACCCAGGCUAUAAAAGAAGGAGAUGCAUCCGAAAUAAAAUCAGCUAAAAAUAGAGAGGUCCUAUAUGAUUCCUUGCAGCUUGCCCACAAAUGUAUUCUCAAUUCAUUCUACGGAUAUGUUAUGAGACGAGGGGCACGUUGGCACAGUAUGGAAAUGGCAGGAAUUGUGUGUUUCACAGGAGCAAAUAUCAUUAUGAAGGCUCGUGAGAUAAUAGAACAAAUAGGCCGACCACUUGAAUUGGACACAGAUGGUAUCUGGUGUAUCCUCCCAGCGUCAUUUCCAGAAAACUUCACGGUAUUGACCACCCAUGAAAAAAAGAAGAAAUUCAAUAUCUCUUAUCCCAAUACUGUACUCAACGCCAUGGUCAAGCAACAUUUCACCAAUGAUCAAUAUCAUGAAUUGGUGAAUGCAGAAAAGUUGGAAUAUAGUCUUAAAAAUGAAAAUUCAAUAUUUUUCGAAGUUGAUGGUCCUUAUAAAGCUAUGGUAUUGCCCGCAAGUAAAGAGGAAGGUAAAAAGUUGAAGAAGAGAUAUGCUGUGUUCAAUUUUGAUGGAUCUCUAGCGGAACUGAAAGGUUUUGAGGUUAAAAGAAGAGGUGAGCUGCAACUGAUAAAAAAUUUCCAGUCCUCGGUAUUUGAGGCAUUUCUGAAAGGUGAUACUUUAGAGGCCUGUUAUGCUGCUGUUGCACAAGUUGCUGAUUAUUGGUUGGAUGUCCUAUUUUCGAAAGGAAGAAAUAUGCCUGAUACUGAGCUGUUUGCUCUUAUAUCGGAAAAUCGUUCGAUGUCAAAAAAACUGGAAGAAUAUGGAACGCAAAAGAGCUCAUCUAUUAGUACAGCCAAACGGUUGGCUGAGUUUUUGGGUGAUCAAAUGGUGAAAGAUGCAGGUUUGGCUUGUAAAUAUGUUAUUUCACGAAAACCCGAUGGUGCGCCAGUUACUGAAAGAGCUAUCCCAUUGGCGAUAUUCCAAGCUGAAGAAACUAUUCAGAAGCAUUAUCUGAGAAAAUGGUUGAGGGAUUCUUCUCUGAAUGAUAUUGAUAUCAGAGAUAUUCUAGACUGGAAUUAUUACAUUGAGAGAUUAGGAGGAGCCAUUCAAAAAAUUAUAACCAUUCCUGCUGCUAUGCAAGGAGUGCCAAAUCCAGUUCCUAGAGUUAGACACCCUGAUUGGUUGCAUAAGAAAAUGUUAGAAAAGAAUGACAAUUUCAAACAGAGACGCAUCAGUGACAUGUUCUCAGCGCUUCCUAAAGGAGCGAAACCCAGUUCCAGUAAUGGAAUCGAUAAAAAUCAAUCUGGUGAGAUCAAUGAUAUAGAGGAUAUCGCCAAAAAAGGAUCCAGUAGCGAGUCUUCUGUAGCUGUUGUGACUAAACGUAAGAGAGGAUCGGAUAAGGAGAAUGAGUUUUCUAAGGAAGAUUUGAACAAAUCUUGGAGAGAUGUACUCGGAAAUCCUCCUCCAAUUGGCAGUACAAAGGAGGAGUACACUGCUUGGAUUUUGUUCCAAAAAAGGAAAUGGUCAUUUCAAGCUCAGCAAAAGAAUAUUGGUCCCUCAAAUAAAAAGAAGAAAACGAAUGCUAGCAAUCCCUUGUUGAAAUCUUCUGCUCCUGGAACAAUGGGUGGGUUCAUUCAAAAAGCACAAAGAGCCUUAUUGACAGUUCCUUGGCAAAUUAUCCAAAUCGCACAAACCAAUACUCCUGGGGAAUUUCGAUUAUGGACUUUGGUUCAAUCUGAGUUACACUUGGUCAAAUUGGUAGUACCCAGAAUAUUUUAUGUGAAUUUGCGGACUCCAAAAGUUGUAGAAGAAGGUGCGUUGUUCAAGAAAUGCAAUCGAACAUUGCCUAGAUCAAGACCUGUGCACAAUUUGUAUUUAUAUUCUGUACCUGAGGAGUUAUACCAACAAUUUGCAAAUGGAAUGUUUUUGGACCAAACAAAUCCUGACGUUGAGGGAGUUUAUGAAACGCAAGUAACGCAAAUAUUCCGAGCUCUUCUCAGCAUCGGUUGCGUUUGCAAAGUGCUGCCUGGAGCUUCGAGCUUGGAAAGCUUCAGCCUGGACGAAUUAGAUAUGGUCAGCGUAGCCCGUCAGCCUUAUUUGCCGAAGGAUUCGAUGAAACAUCUGUAUUUCUAUCACCACAAGCACGCUUCGAAGCCCCAACAUAUGUUCGCUUUGUUCCUCACUCCUGUGAAGAAAGCCGUGAUAGUUGUAGUUGAUACUGUGAAGACUAAUCUGAUGCCCAACAUGGUGAAUCUGUAUCAAGCUGAGAGAUUGGCAAAAAAUCAAAAAAAUCCUGAUGAAGAAUUACUACCUCCAGAAGAUAUGUCUUUUGAAAUUAAAAUUGAAACGAAUUUGUCCCAGGUUUAUAAGAUAAUGCAGAAAGCUUUGCAAGCCUUCAAAGACGAAAAGAAGGGUCCCACUCUGGUUGCCUUCCAAUGUGCUAUGGAAAUACAGGAUUUGCAGCAUAAUAUUUCAAAUUUAUUAGAUUUCCCACAAGUCAAAAUACAUGUACAGGACAUAGAUGAACUCUAUAACGUUAUCGAUUGGCAAAAAAUUGGAGCCCGAGCUAUAAUUCGACAUUACUUGAAUAGUGAAAGAGUGCUGGAAUUGAUGACAGGACAGUGUAGAUAUUUCCAUGUACCUCUCGGUAAUAUGCCUUCUGAUCCUGCUCUAUUCGGAUCCGAUCUUUUUUAUGCCAGGCACUUGAGCAAACAUAAUCAUGUGCUGUGGUGUUCGACGACAGAUAAACCAGAUCUUGGGGGAACUCAGGAAAACGAUGCCAGACUUUUAGCUGAAAACCAAGAAGGAUCAUCAGAAGUAUGUAACUUGCCUGGUUGGUAUUCCACGGUCUGCGUAGAACUGGACAUCGACAGCUUAGCUAUAAAUACUUUACUUCAAUCUCACCACGUGACCGACAUAGAGGGCACAAGCAAUAUAACUGCAUUUGACGCUACCGCCGUUACUUCACUGGAUGACAUGAUGACUGGAAAUCAAACGUUGACUUACGACGAAACCGCUAGAUGUUCUGAGGCUUUCAAAAUUCUUAGGACUAUGGCAAGUGCGUGGAUGCGCGAUAUUUCUGUGUACAGAAAUGUGUUUGCAGAUUUUCAAGUCAUUCAUUUCUACAGGUGGCUUCGAUCUCCAAAGGCAUUACUUUAUGAUCCGGCUGUUCUGAGAACGUUACAAAAUUUAAUGAAGAAACUCUUUCUGCAACUGGUAGCCGAAUUCAAACGUUUGGGGUGUACAAUUAUCUAUGCGAAUUUCAACAAAAUCGUUCUUUGUUCCAAAAAGAAUAAUGUAGAAGAUGCAUUAGCCAAUGUGAAUUUCAUUGUAUCUUCAAUUCGUAAUAAGGAACUGUUUCAUUCUCUAGAAAUCACAUACAGGCAAUGUUGGGAACAACUUGUUUGGUUGGAUGUUGCCAAUCUUGGUGGUAUAAAAGGAAAAUUGCCGGCCAAUAUGCAGAAUGAGUCCCAAAAUGAUUCUCAGAAUGAAAACGAGGAAGAAGCUGAGGCUGAAGAAAAGGAUGAUGGGCCAAUCGUUGUGAUGAACUGGAAUAUCGCAGACCUCUUACCAGAGCAGGCAAGAUGCCGAAGUAACUUUAAUGCCGUAAUUGCCGGCUACAUCAAUGCCAUCUACACCAGAUUGAAGCACAACGAACGAACUACAGUGUCAGCAGCGGUACUGAGCCAACCAACAUUCGGAAUCGCACAGCAUGAGACAGUCGUCGAAUAUGCAAAGGAGUUGCUAGCUGGAGAGAUUAGUCAAACUUUAUUCCAGAUGACUGAGAAAAUUGACAAUCGGUUACCACCAUUGCCUGAUGGCACCAGUGCAGCUUUGGAAUUUGUUAAAACUAUAUGUUACAUUUUGGCUCUCGAACCGGCAGUGAAAGAUUCUGUAGAUACAUUGAAAAGCAAUCUACUUCGCUUAAUCGGUGUUGGUGAAUUUUCCGAAAAAGCUGUUUUCAGAGAUCAAACAGUUUCGUAUAUUAUUCCUCAAAUUAUAUGUAAGGCUUGUAAUCACUGUAGAGACAUUGAUUUGGGUAGAGACCAAUAUCGUUCUGAAACAGCUUGGCUCUGUCCUUUGUGCAACACACCUUAUGAUGGUGCAGAAAUCGAAUGUAUAUUACUGGAUAUCAUCAGUAGGAAGUUUUUGGCUUAUAAUUUGCAGGAUUUGCAGUGCAAGAAAUGUUCACAGAUUAAGUUGGAGAACCUGAUAAAACACUGCCAUUGUUCUUCAGAUUUCAAGUGUUUACAAUCGAGGACAGAUUUGAUUAAACUUUUACAAACAUUCUUGUCCCUAGCUGAAAAAUUUGGAAUGCUGGCUCUGAGUGAAACAGUUGAGCAAAUCCUCAAACUGUGCUAAGAGAUCUCCAAUUCUUCAUGUUGGUACUUAUUUUAAGUGUUCUUCUUUUAUAGAAGUUGAAUGUACACCCAUCAAGUAGGUCGUAAGUUUUAAUAUAUUUUUAGUUAUGAUGAUUUCUAUUCAUCUUUUCC
Phaedon cochleariae (mustard beetle) is the source of this 6862-nucleotide messenger RNA. NCBI's taxonomy places the organism in Eukaryota, Metazoa, Arthropoda, Insecta, Coleoptera, Chrysomelidae. The record is from the annotation of a GenBank genome assembly.